AUGAACUUGCUGAGGGAGUUCCACCUCUCCCUGUUGGUCUUCCUGCUGCUUGUGUGUGGCUUCCUCUAUCAGUUCAACCUGAAGUCCAGCAGCCUCUUCUCCUACCUACAUUCCUACAAUAAGCCCCAGCAGGGACUAGAAGCCAUUCUGAGCCAGGGGCAUGGCAUAGUGUUCCUAGAGACCUCAGAGAGAAUGGAGCCAUCCUUACUGGCCUCUUGUGCUGUGGAGUCUGCUGCCAAGGUUUAUCCUGAGCAUCCUGUGGUAUUGCUUAUGAAGGGGCUCAACAAUUCCACACAGCUGCCCCCAAACUCCAGUGAUUCAGCCUUUUCUGUCCUCUCAGCAAUGGACAAUGUUUUCUUCUUCCCAUUGGAUAUGAAAAGACUGUUUGAAGACACACCAUUGUCUUUGUGGUUUGCUGGUGUCAAUGUCAGCACACAGAGCAACUGGCUUCACGUCAGCUCAGACGCCUGUCGCCUGGCCAUCAUCUGGAAGUAUGGCGGCAUCUACAUGGACACUGAUGUCAUAUCUAUCAGACCCAUUCCUGAACAAAACUUUUUGGCUGCACAGUCUUCUCGAUUCUCUAGCAAUGGAGUGUUUGGAUUCCUCCCGCAGCACCCCUUCUUGUGGGAGUGCAUGGAAAACUUUGUUGAACACUACAAUUCACGUAUCUGGGGCAAACAGGGCCCUGAUUUGCUGACAAGGAUGUUGAAAAUAUGGUGCACACUUACAGAUUUCCAGGAUGUGAGUGACCUGAAGUGCUCCAAUUUGUCCUUUCUACACCCUGAAAGAUUUUACCCCAUCUCCUAUAGGCAGUGGAUGCGUUACUAUGAAGUCUGGGACACAGACCCAAGCUUCAACAACUCUUAUGCCUUGCAUCUGUGGAACUACAUGAACCAGAAGGGGAAGACUGUGGUAAAAGGAAGUAACACACUGGUGGAAAAUCUCUACCGUAAGUACUGUCCCAGGACUUACAGAGACCUGAUUAAAGGCCCAGAUGUGUCGGUGACUGGAGAAAUGGGCCCAGGUGAAAAAUAG
Talpa occidentalis (Iberian mole) is the source of this 1035-nucleotide messenger RNA. RefSeq names its product alpha-1,4-N-acetylglucosaminyltransferase (gene A4GNT). NCBI's taxonomy places the organism in Eukaryota, Metazoa, Chordata, Mammalia, Eulipotyphla, Talpidae. Gene Ontology annotation, molecular function: acetylglucosaminyltransferase activity. Bases 1 to 1035 code for a protein of 344 amino acids. Gene Ontology annotation, biological process: protein O-linked glycosylation. The record is from RefSeq and is a predicted model, not a curated record. The transcript is spliced from 2 exons.